AUGGACGGUGGACACAGCCUCAGGAUGGACGUGACUGUCCGUGAGCUCAUGGAGCUCUUUCUGCAGAGCCCGUUGGUGGCGGGGGUGACCCGCCACCAGGCCAGCCUGUUGGACCUGCAGUGGUUGGAGGUCCCAGACAUGGCCCUGGAGGAGGUGGAGUACCUCUCCAGCAACAUGAUCUGUCGCCUCAGGAGGGUCUUAAUUGAGCAAGACCAUUGCAGGAAGCUGGUCGUGACCAUGACCCAGGAGUGGAACACGAGCAUCUGCCCCAGCGAGGACACGCAGCACCUGGCCAUGGAGCUGGCGGACACCAAGGCCACGCUGAGAGGCGUCAGGCAGGAGCUGGAGGAGAAGACGAAACAGCUGUCGGACACCAGGUAUCAGUUGUACCAGCUGGUGCUGGAGCUGCUGGAGGCCCGGCACAAUAACAUGGAGCUGGCGGCCACUGCCCAGGCUGCUCGUGCCCCCCUCCCUGAGCUGGACUCCCUGAGAAAGAAGGUUAACCUCAUGGAGAGGCUGGAGAUGGAGGCGAUGGGCCUCAGGCAGAAGGAGAAAGACAUAGACUUCUAUGCAGCCUGUCCGGCCAUGCUCACCGCAUCUCUGUGUGGAGACUUGGGCACCAUGACUCAGGUGCGGACUGGAGACAAUUAUUCAGUGGACACAAAGGGCCACCUCCAGGAGCAUUGGAUUUGGUAUUGGAUUGAUAAGCUAUUCGAGCGGGAGGAGGAUAAUGUGCAGCUGAAAUUGAAGCUGCACCACCUACAAUUGGACCGGGACACAUACCAGAAAUGCCUUGAGAAGCUGCGGGAAGAUAACAUGGCCCUCAAGACUGCACAGGGGCAGAGUGUGGAGGAGUCCGCCCACCUACGCUGGGAGCUGGAGCAGCUGUCAAAAGGUAAAGCAGAAGCUGAGGCCCCUGGAAUAUGGGCUCUGACUCCACUUUGCUCUUCAGCCUCCAGCUGCUUCCUGAAGCUGGACCAGGAGAAGCAGAGCCUCCAGGGCACCAUCCAGGGGCUGCGGGACGCCUCCCUGGCCCUGCAGGAGAGCAGCCUCCAGCGCCAGGAGCUGGAAGAGGAGAACCAGCAGCUCAGAAAGCAGAUUGAAGACUUGCGAGUCCAGAUGGAAAGAGAAAAGCAGACCAGCCAGGAUCUGGAGACUCUCUGUGAGGAGCUGGUGGAGGAGAGAGAACAGCUGCUCCGUGACAAUAAGACCCUGAAGGCUGAGAAAGCCCAGGAGUUCAAGGAUCUGAAAAAACUGGUGCAUUCACUGCGGGAUAGUUCACAGACCAGCAGCAAGGCCCGCAUGAAGGGCAGGAAGACUGAGCAAAAAGUCCUCCUCCAGACGGUGACGGACACCAAAAGGAAAGUGACCAUGAUGGAGUGGGAGCGGCGGCAGCUGUGCCGGGACCUGGAGCAGGUGAAGGAGCACGUGGUGCGGGCACAGGAGCUGGAGCAGGAGCUGCAUCGGCUGCAGGAGGAGAUCGAGAAGCUGGCCAUGGAGGUCAGCGCCCUGACGACGGCCCCUGAGAGGGUCCACGCCCUCGAGUGGGAAAGCCAGGACCUGUUGCUGGAGAACCAGAGGCUGCAGACGUCUCUGGACACCCUGAAGCCUGAGGGUCUGGAGCGGGACAAGCAGCUGGACACCAGGCAGGUGGAAAAUUCCACUCUGAGCUCCCAGAGCGCCUCGCACACUGCGCUCACAGAGCAGGACACUGAGCUCCAGCACCAGCAGCUGGUGGCAGCCCACCAGGCCCUGCAGCAGGAACACGCGAGCCUAGGCGCACUCCACGAGCACCCGACUAAGGAGCACACGGCCCUUCUGGACAAGGACCGCCGCCAUAAGACACUGCUGUGUCGGACCCUGGAACUGGAGAGCAAGGCUCUCAGUGACAGAUACAAGGACCAGCUCCAACAUAAGGCGGCGCUGGAGCAGCUGGGGACGCUCUUGACCACAGAGCAGGAGGCUCUGCAGCAGGAGCAGAGGACGAGCGCCAUGGCCACCGAGGAGAACCAGAGGCUGCAGGGAGAGCUGGACAGGGCCAAUUCCCUGCACCAGCAGCUGAAGAGGGAGCAGGAGGAACUGCAGACGCACAGCAAGAAGCUGCAGACCUCCCUGAGUGACACCCAGCUGCAGGUGAACUGCUGGCAGGCCCAGUGCGAUUGGCUGAGGAAGGAGCAGGAAGAGCUGCAGAUCUACAACAACGAGCUGCAGACCUCCCUUAAUGAAAUGCAGCUGGAGAAGAACCGCUGGCAGGCCCGGUAUAAGGGGCUGAAGGGGCAGCAGGAGGAGCUGCAGAUGCACAGCAAGAAGCUGCAGACCUCCCUGAGUGACACCCAGCUGCAGGUGAACUGCUGGCAGGCCCAGUGCGACUGGCUGAGGAAGGAGCAGGAAGAGCUGCAGAUCUACAACAACGAGCUGCAGACCUCCCUUAAUGAAAUGCAGCUGGAGAAGAACCGCUGGCAGGCCCGGUAUAAGGGGCUGAAGGGGCAGCAGGAAGAGCUGCAGAUGCACAGCAAGAAGCUUCAGACAUCUCUGAACGACACCCAGCUGGAUGUGCACUACUGGCAGGCCCGGUACGAGGGGCUGAAGCAGGAGCAAGAGGAGAUGUACACACUCACCAUGGACAUGCAGACCGACGCCAAGCAGCUGAAGACCCACGUCAAGGAGCUGCUCACACACAACAAGGAGCUGCAAACGUCCCUGAAGGACAGACAGCUGGAGUUGAACUGCUGGCAGGCCCAGUGCAACUGGCUGAGGGAGGAGCAGGAAGAGCUGCAGAGCUACAACAAGGAGCUGCAAACCUCCCUUAAUGAAAUGCAGCUGGAGAAGAACCGCUGGCAGGCCCGGUAUAAGGGGCUGAAGGGGCAGCAGGAGGAGCUGCAGGUGCACAGCAAGAAGCUUCAGACCUCCCUGAAUGACACCCAGCUGGAGGUGAACUGCUGGCAGGACCAGUGCAACUGGCUGAGGGAGGAGCUCCAGAGCAGGGACAUCUCGCUGACCGAGCUGGGCAACCACUGCCAGCUGCUCUCCCACCUCAAGGGCAACUUGGAGGGAGAAAACCGUCACCUGCAGAGCCAAAACCAAAGUUUGGAAGAGCAGAACCAGAGGCUUCUCCAGGAGGACGUGGAGAACAAGGACCAGCACCAGGAGGAGCAGCGGCAGUACGUAGACAAAUUAAAUGCCUUACAGAGACAAAAUGAAACACUGGAAGAAAAAAGCAUGGCUCAGCGCAAGUUCCAUGUUCCAGCGCCAAAGAAGAAAAAGCACUGGAUUGGAGCCAAAGCCUUAGUCAAACUCAUCAAACUAAAGAAAGGGGGUUCCAGAGAACGACGAAAGUCAACCUCAGAGAGUCCUCCCUGGCCGCUGGGGUCCUCAGACCAGGCCUCGCCCAGUACUUCUCAGCCUCUUCAAUCUCAGCUGGAGCCCCUCGAGGCCACCCCAUGCUGCUCAAAAGGGUCAGAAGAGCAAGACACCCGCAGAGGGCCCAAGGAUAAAGGCCCUGGGGACCCAAUACCAAAGGGAGUGGCCCCACCCAGAGGCAGUCUUGACUGCACUGAUGCCUCCACUGACCCAGCCACCAAGCCCAGGCCAUCAGAGCUGGGCUCCAGGGCCUGUUCAUCCUCAGCCAUCACUACAGCUCCUUCCAGCUCCACCUCCACCUCCCGGCACCCAGGCCGCACCCACGGAAUUGGUGGCACCAAGCGGCUCUCUAACUCUGGAGGUGAACCAGAAUUUGGGUUAAAAUCAGGCAACAUUGGAGGAUUUUUCUCCAGGGAGGAGACUUGA
Messenger RNA from Myotis lucifugus (little brown bat), 3786 nucleotides. RefSeq names its product protein Daple-like. The coding region runs from base 1 to 3786 and encodes 1261 amino acids. Gene Ontology annotation, molecular function: dynein light intermediate chain binding; microtubule binding. The record is from RefSeq and is a predicted model, not a curated record. Gene Ontology annotation, biological process: cytoplasmic microtubule organization; cytoskeleton-dependent intracellular transport. Gene Ontology annotation, cellular component: centrosome; cytoplasm. The transcript has 20 exons. Lineage: Eukaryota; Metazoa; Chordata; Mammalia; Chiroptera; Vespertilionidae.